AUGUUUGACAGAUGCGAGAAAGAAGAGCUUGCAUUAAAGGAGACACAAAUCAACGAUUUGAAAGAAUGUUUUGCAAAAUCUUUUCCUUCUUUCUUUUCGGAUUUACACUCUACCGAUCGACUUAGUUUUCAUUCUGAUUUUCUGCACAUUAACGUAAUGUCAGAGAUGGAGUUUACAGUUGAAAACGAAAAGCGAAAUCGAGUUGAAUAUUUAGAGCCACCCGUCAAAUCGGAAAACGACAAAAAAGGAUAUAGAGUCAUCCAAUUACCGAAUGGUUUCACAGCGUUGCUAAUAUCCAAUGAACAUUCAAAAACACGUGCUUCCCAAGAUCCAGAUGAAAAAGAUGAAGAAAUAAAUAGUAAUUCUGAUAAUAAUUUUAAUGCAUUUACUAGAAAGUAUGAUAGCUUGAUUUAUGUCUCAACGGAAUGCGAGAAUACAAUAUUUUAUUUUCAAAUAAAAAACAAGUAUUUGUUAUCAGCUCUUGAUCAUUUGGCUGCAAUUUUAAUUAAACCUUUAAAGAAAGAUAACUUUAAACAAUGGCGAGCGGAGGCAGAAGCAGAGCUACGAGUUGCUUCAUCAGCUUAUAGGAACAGAAUAGAACAAUUGUUCUCUUCUUUUGCGCUGCCAGUUCAUCCACCUAGCAAGUUUCCUAAAGACAAUUUUAUAAAAUUAUACGAUAGUAUAGAUGACAACAUAUUGUACGAAGAAAUCGUUAAAUUCAAGACACGCCAUUACAGUGCUCACAGAAUAAAAUUUGUUGUACAGGCAAAAUUACCACUGGAUACAUUGGAAAAUAAUGUCACUAAGUGCUUUUUUAACGUACCAAAUAAUGGGCUGCCUCCCGACGACUUUAUCAAAUUUAAAGAUGGUAUUUCUUUUGCUACUCCAGCUUUCCAAAAUAUGUAUAAAAUUAGCAAUAUCCAUAAUUUCAACCGAUUGGAAAUAACGUGGCCAAUGCCCUCGCUUGUCGAUUUCUACAAAAGUAAACCACAUCAAUAUAUUUCAUGGAUUAUUGAGCAUAAAGGAAAAGGUUCUUUAACUAGUUAUCUACGCAAAAAAUGGAAUUGCGAAAUAACAUGUAACAAUGAAAGCAGUUUUAUGCAAACCUCCAUGUAUACAUUACUAAAUCUUACGGUUUUCUUCUAUGAGAAAUUACAAUAUCUAGAGGAAUUCUUAAAUACGAUCUUUUCCUUUAUCAAUUUAUUAAAAAAAGAAGGUCCGCAGAAAAGAAUUUACGAUGAGAUUUAUAAGAUUACGGAAAAUGAUUUUAGAUUUUCCGCUGAAGAUAAUACACAGUUUGAUGUAAUACAUUUGUCUAGAAGUAUGCAUAUCUAUCCGUCGCGCAAUUAUAUAACCGGAAAUAAGCUUUAUUUCGAAUACAAUGCAACAGAUAUACAAAAAUGUUUAAAUUAUUUGACGUCAGAGACUGUGAAUAUUAUGAUUUUUUACCAUAAAGAUUUUGAUCUUAAAUUAAAUAAAGUCGAAAAAUGGUCGGAAGCAGAGUAUACAAACAUCAAUAUAUCAAGAGAAUGUAUCGAACGCUGGAAAUCAAUUAAACCUUUACAAGAUUUUCAUUUACCAUUGCCAAAUAUAUUCCUUCCUAGCGAUUUCUCUUUAAUACCAAUACCAGCAAAAGUUCCAAAAUAUCCUGUAAAAUUAUUAAGUAGUGGUAUGAUGGAGCUUUGGUAUCAUCCGUAUUCCAAGAUUUGUUUGCCAAAAUGCUAUAUGUAUUUCCAUUUUGUUCCCUCUAUGGGACUUUUGUCGCCAAGGAAUGCAGCUCUAAUGGAUGUGUACUGUGAUAUAUUAUCGUUUCUAUUCGACGAAGAAUUAUAUCCAGCCAAAGCAGCGGGGAUUGAUUGUGAGAUUAGUUCCACUGAGAAGGGUAUUACAAUAAAAAUAUACGGAUUUAACGAAAAAAUGCCACUCUUGUUGAAGAUUAUUGCGGAAUAUAUGAUCAAUCCAUCUCUCAUUUUUAUGAAAGAGUUAUUUGAAAUUAUUAGAGUGCGACGACUCAAGAUGUAUUAUGACGUAUUUACAGAUCCUGUGAAACUUGUCAGCCAAGUAAAAUUAACGAUACUUAAGCUCAUCCAGUAUUCGCACGUUGAUAAGCACACUGCUCUAUAUCAAAUUAAAUUCAAAGAAUUUAAAGACUUUGUGAAAUCUUUUACUCGAACUCUAUACAUUCAGUGUCUCAUACAAGGCAACAUGACGGAAAAUGCUGCAAUCAGGAAUGUAAGGCAAUUUCUCGAAAGAAUUAAAUGCUAUCCGUUGACAAAUAAUACGUUGCUACAAAUGAGAGUGACUCAGAUACCCUUGGGCACAAGCUAUUGCAAGCUGAAAAUUAUCAAUAAAUCUGAUUCAAAAUCGGUAGUGACAAAUUAUUAUCAAGCUGAUGUUAUGUCGAUUAAAUUAUCGGUAUUAAUCGAACUGGUAGUCUACAUAAUAAAAGAUUCUUUAUAUGCUGAGCUAGCUGAUGUAGAGUUUGAAUAUAUGUUAUGCGACAUUGAAAAUGUUAAUGGAAUAUUAGGAUAUUUUAUUACCAUUUGUACUCAGGCAGAUAAAUAUACAAUCGAGUACAUGGAUCAAAGUAUAGAGAAAUAUCUCACAUCAUUUAAAAAGAUUUUGAAUGAGAUGGCAGAAGAGAAAUUUGAUAAUUAUAAGGAAUCAAUAAAGAAAAAUUGGGAUAUAUACUGUGAAGUUGCCAGAAACUGGAAUGAAAUCAUAAAGUUUGAAUAUAUGUUUAAUAGAUUUGAGAAGAAAAAACUUGCACUAGAAGACAUAAAAAUCGAUGAGAUAAGAAAAUGGUUUGAAGAGCACACACUAAAUGGAAAAAAUUUUAGAAAAUUGAGCAUACAAAUGGUAGGUACUGUUCCGAAGAAAGAAGAAGUCAAUGAAGCAAGUAGUGAGUAG
Atta colombica is the source of this 2910-nucleotide messenger RNA. RefSeq names its product nardilysin-like. Gene Ontology annotation, molecular function: metal ion binding. The transcript is spliced from 12 exons. The record is from RefSeq and is a predicted model, not a curated record. The coding region runs from base 1 to 2910 and encodes 969 amino acids. NCBI's taxonomy places the organism in Eukaryota, Metazoa, Arthropoda, Insecta, Hymenoptera, Formicidae.